Molecule: messenger RNA, 879 nt
Organism: Colletotrichum scovillei
Lineage: Eukaryota; Fungi; Ascomycota; Sordariomycetes; Glomerellales; Glomerellaceae
Exons: 1
Coding region: 1-879 (292 amino acids)
Source: RefSeq, a predicted model, not a curated record
AUGGAGCAUCGGAGCGCAUUAAUACCACGGCAAUCGGACUGGGAGAAGGUUCGAAGCACCGAGGAUGAUGAGGAUGAGGCGAAUAUAUUCCCCGGAGCAGUAUCCAACGACCCCGAAGAAGCGUCGCAUUCCCUCCUCCGCUCUCGCGACAUCAAACCCCCAUCCCAAAAACAUCACCAACCUCAGCCAAACCGACGAAGCAUUACAACAACCUACACCCGCCUCGCCCUUCUCCUCACCAUAACCCUCCUCCUAGGCGCCGCCCUCUCAGCCCUGGUAACAACAAUCCUCACAACCCACCUCCGCACCCUCAACACCUCCCACAGAAACGACAACACCCUCGCCUCCCCCAACGACCCCUCCUCCCGCCCAGUAACCUACCUCCAAACCGCCCCCUGCGGUACAACACCAGCCCAAGCCCGCGCCGCAGGCUGCGAAUUCGACCUCAUAUCCUUCAACUGGCUCCCGCCGCAAUGCCACGACGCCGCCCUCGCCGAGACCUUCGAAGCGGAGCUCGUGGAAGCGGGACAACUCGCCUGGUUCACGGACGCGAACCGCACGGCACCGUCGUUGACGAGGGAGCAGAUUAUGACGGGGGAGUUUAGCGGCGUGUAUGUCAGCUUGGGAUACCAUCUUCGGCAUUGUACGGCCAUGUGGAGGCGGAUGCACCGCGCGCUGAUGCAGAGUCGUGGUGGAGAGGGAGGAGGCAGUGGCGGGUUGGAGAGGGUUGAUAGUUAUAUUUGGAGUUAUCAUCAUACUAGGCACUGCGAGGAGGUGCUGUUGACGAGGUUUGGUGAGGUUGACGUGGGAGAGGUGUUUACGACGGAGGUGAGGAUCAAGUAUCCCGACUGCGGUGUCAUUUUGGGGCCUGUGGAUUGA